UAAGGUGGAAGAAGAAGAAGAAGCAUUGUUGACAUCCUUCAUUCCGAAGGGUGCUCCGAAUGUGGACCAUGCAUCAAGUUCUUUGUGCUGCUGCUCUGGCUUCGUUUCUUGCCGUUCACGCGGAGUUGCUGCUGGGGUCGAGUUCGCCACCGGAUCGCACGAGAACGGAAUCUGAAAAAAGUCCUCACUCAAUUACACCAAUAGGUGCGGACAUCACAGCGGAUGAUUUUGGACAGAAUGGCACGAACAACGGGAUGUCUGAGAUGGGCAUGCCGUGCAUCAGACACAGCGAUUGCAUGCCUGGACUCGGGUUGUCAUGUCACAAGGCCACGGGUGAAUGCGAUUGUGCUUCUACGAACCCUAUAAAGCUUGACGAUGGAGAGAGAAUGUACUGCGUUUCUGCACGACUCCUGCAAGACCCCUGCUCUAAAGACCUCGAGUGCUCCUACAGGACACCCGGUGCCAAGUGUGUCAACUUCCGUUGUGACUGCCCGCCGACCUAUUACUUGUACGACAACCAGCGAUGCGAGUCCUAUAUUCCAGCAGUUCUGUCAAAUCAUAGUGUACUGACCAUCACCAUCGGCCUGAUAAUGUCACUUGUGGUUCUUGGCAUCAUUCUGUCAUAUCAAAGAGUUCGGAGCUCCAAACCGAGGGAUGCAGAAUCUGAAGCCAAACCAGGAAUGUCCCUGGAAGAUGACACAAGGUACCAGGAUUUUCUUGAACACCUUCGCAGUGAUCCAGCUGCCGGAGCAGGAAUUGGUCCAGCGCCGAGGCCGUUUAGUUAUAGCACAAUGGACCACGCCAAACCCCAAAUUGGCACUGAAGUAUAUCCAGCUGCAUACCAGCGCAAUCCGCCGCACUGCCUCCCCUGCCGCGACAGCCCCAGAGGCAGCGAUUGUUCCGGUCGACGUAGUUUAAGGAGGAAGUCCUGCCCUUCUUGGGAGAAAACUGUGUGGGAACAAGGUGUCCUGGCGCUCCGUAAGGUCUGCGCUUCAGAUUCACAACAUAUGGUGCCGCCUCGAGAUGUUUUGCUGAUCCGCGCGGAUCCACAGCUUGCAGCUGCCUCUUCUUUAUCCCCUGCGGAAUGGAGUCGAUGGGGGCGGCAACAGCAGACGACGUCAACUGGUGCCCGCUACGAGUUCACAACCCUUGAAGGCGAGAAAAAUCCGAGAGCAGGCGCAGACUUGCUAUUCAGGCCAACAAGCUCCGUCGCGUCUGAUGCAGAAGUUGUCGUCGCCGCAAUGAAUAAUGAUUGCCCAACAUGUCCGCGCAAACAGAGCGACACUGCUCAAAGUAGAAAUAGGAAGCAAGUUAUAAAUUGCGCUUCUGAGGCACACGGCAGAGAAGGUGAACUGCAAUCUGAACAGGAGCCGGCGCAGCAGGCGGGGUUGCACUAUUGCGGACCUCGUGUGGAAGUACCGUCUAGCUCGAUCGCAGUGAAUGAAAUGAAGGGGGUCGGAAAAGACAAUUCACAACGGUGCCAUAUGGACGCAGGUGGCACGGCACCAUCACUGGUGACAAGAAUGAAGGAAGCAUUGGAAAAGAGGAUCGAGACGCUCAACAGGAAGCAAGGCCAUCCACUAUCUCAAUUUCGGAGCAAGAAUGGGAAAUGUGUGACAGACAAGACUGACGUUACUAACGACACCACAGAGCAGCCUCAAGGUACGUGUCGUCCGGCGCCUGGAAGUGUUCCAGUAAGGUCUCUUCCCUCCAUUCCAGUAAGAAAGGUUGAUGAAGUGGGCAAUGCUGCUCCCUUGCAGCGUCAUGCACUGUGUUCUCAAUCUACGGCCAAGAAAGCGUCUCAGGAGAAAGAGGUAGCGAAAAAUGGGGAAAAUAAUGUAGGAUCGCGUUCAACGAAGUCAUGCGCGCCUCGUUCUGACGUCCCGAAGAAAGCGAUAUCGUUCGCUCCAUGCGGCAAAGCUGAGGGCCUCGCGCAAUCGCCCCGUGGAAAAGUUAAUCCCGUGCCACUUGGGACAAGCAAACAUGUGACUAUCUCUUUGGGACACGAAGCUCAACAAGGGACACGUGAGGCAAGCUUGCAUAAAGUACGACUACGUCCGUCCUUAAGAUCGAGGAGUCCCCCACCAGAGCCGCAACCUCGCAAGCCCACAAUGGGUAAGGACGUAAGUGAAGGUGAAAGGCAAGCAGGUUCAAGGCCACGCACAUAUGCCUCAGAAGAAGGCGUCAUCGAAUCGGCUAAGACUGGUUCGCUCCAAAAACCUCCAGAAACCCUUUGGCAGGAGCUUGUCCGGGCUGACCUCAAAUUGCCUUUAGACUCACGCACCGCCGCCAAUUUUAUUGGCCCUGCCAUCCAUCGUAACGCGCAAGAUUUUGACAUCGAAUUUCCAUUUAGCUCUUUGAGCCAUAGCGUUCACAGCAGUAGCAGCAUCGUUCUUCCGUCAUUACUCAAGAAGCAAAAUAACAAACAAUCGGCUUUCCUUGAAAAAAAUAACCUGCAAUCCCCAUUGCCCCCAGCGUUAAGCUCAAACCCCUGCAAAGGGCAAAGCUUGUUGGACGAACUUAUUACCGCAGCUCAGAGCAAGUUGGCACCAAUUCCUCCAGGAGCCCCUCACGGCACAUCGCGUUCCGUUUAUGCACCAAUAGCGGAACAGGACCUUCACACCGACGAAGAUGAACCUGCUCCGAGACGUCUCAAUCAAGGGGGCCGUCCAGCAGGCCCCGUGCGGUUCACUUGCAGCGAACUAUCAGCGAGGUCUCCGCGCAGGAUCACGUCGGAGCUUCGAGAGGGUGAUAAGGUUGACGAGGCCGCGAGGCGACACUCGGACACAUCGAUGGUAGUGCCAGAUGAAGCGUCGCAGGAAGAGCGGGGCCCGUCACCAACAGUGCAAUCUGGCACGCCUCGCAUUGAACCAUCUGGGCCGUUCGAGCUCCCCACAAAAACGCUUCAAAUGGCUCGUGUGUGGGAGCAGCGUCACGUGGCUUCCAGCACGACAAGCGGGGAACCAAAGUCGUCACCCCACCCUAUAAAAUUUCAAGACGUUACUCUGCGCAACAUGGAAUGGAGAAGGCUUCGAAAUGCAAUCGGCUUUGAGUAUGAACCCGGUGAACAACAAAGCACGGGGCAAACAACCACAAUGAUGAUGAUGGAGACAUGCAACAGAAGUUCAGCCAAAUCAGGUCAAUGGGGCAAGCUGCCACGCGAGUUUAAGUCCGCGAAACUUAUUUCUGGCAGUGCCGCUAAUGCACGUCGAGAAGAGGUGGAGUAUCCACGUAAUAGCACGACGGUGUCGCGUUCGUGCGGCGCUCAAUCGCGCACGUCAGGCUUGAGAGGUGUGACGUUCCACGGCUCCGCGUCGACCUCGAAUACUUCCCGAAGUAGGUACGCAUCCGGAAGUUGCGCACGAUCGUCCGUGUCUGAACGGCGGCAUCGACCUCAUAGAGCCUAUUUGACGACCAAGAAUCGACUGAAGCAGGGGUCCGUCGGCUAUCCCCAUUACAGGUCAAGUGACCAGCUAUGGCCUUGGGCAAUCAGAACGAAAAGUAAUGCUUCGGUGGCCACGUGCCGAAGCGGGCUCCUUGACCCCAUCCGAUUAAGGAAGACGCGCUCAGCCAUUCCAAAGAGGAAGAAUGUUAGUUUGCGGCACUGGAAAAGUGGGCUUGUGACUACCGUCCGCGAUGCUUCUUAAAUUUCUGCAUCAUAUUUCACCUUCGCUAUCGUACUCAGCAUGUUCGGUCGGUAAGCGCUGUAAUCUCAGGCACAGAUCGCCGAGCAGGGAUCGCAUGCAGGAACAUGUAAAUAAAUGUGACAUUGUCAAAGCCUUAACGAAUUGUUUUUCUU
This is a messenger RNA of Ornithodoros turicata, 3799 nucleotides long. RefSeq lists its product as uncharacterized. Lineage: Eukaryota; Metazoa; Arthropoda; Arachnida; Ixodida; Argasidae. The record is from RefSeq and is a predicted model, not a curated record. The transcript has 7 exons. Bases 60 to 3647 code for a protein of 1195 amino acids.